Sitodiplosis mosellana (orange wheat blossom midge) is the source of this 1807-nucleotide messenger RNA. Its product is annotated as general odorant-binding protein lush-like. Gene Ontology annotation, cellular component: extracellular region. The coding region runs from base 378 to 908 and encodes 176 amino acids. The transcript is spliced from 5 exons. Gene Ontology annotation, biological process: olfactory behavior; sensory perception of smell. Gene Ontology annotation, molecular function: odorant binding; dibutyl phthalate binding. NCBI's taxonomy places the organism in Eukaryota, Metazoa, Arthropoda, Insecta, Diptera, Cecidomyiidae. The record is from RefSeq and is a predicted model, not a curated record.
GUGUUUCAAUAAUUAAAAGUUCUUCAUACGCGUUUUGAUGAAGAAUUUUCGUCUUGCACAUGUGACAAAUUCGCUAUAAAUCUGUUGUUCGCGUGCUCGAAGAAAGGUAGUUCAAAAUAGAGAUACAAACGUUUGCUGUCUAAAAGUCGUUAAUUUUCAUGUUCUACUUGACGUGAAAUGACUAAAAAGAAAUGAUUCGCAUUGCAAUUAAAAACUGUUCAAUCACAGCCUUUAUCACAUCAAAUGUCAGAAAACGGCGGAUGCCUCUUGUAUGCAUAAAAUGAUGUGAGUUUCUGUGGGAGAAGUUUCAAAAGGAUUUGUCUUUUAUAGUGAAAACAUCAAACUAGUGUCCAAUCGUGUAUUUGAAUGUUCCUAAAAUGGAACACAACAAAGUAACAAAAUUGGUGUUUGUUCUAGUGGCUAUUUUAUUAGUGCAAAUUGAUUUAGCUAACACAGCGUUGACAAUGAAACAGUUUGAGAAAACAUUGGAAGUUUUUCGCAAUGCAUGUCUGCCAAAAAGCGGUGCGGCCGUUGAAGCGGUUGACGCACUGAAAAAGGGAGUAUUCCCAGAUGACGACAAAUCGCUGAAGUGUUACGUUUACUGUGUGAUUGAAAUGGGGGGUGUCUUGUCAAGGAAAAAGGAAGUCAUCGAUGCAAAAAUGGAAACACAGGCUCGAGUUAUUCUACCGCCGGAAUUACAGGAGUUCGCAUUGAAGGGAUGGGAGAAUUGCCGUACCGUUCGUGAGUUGUUGAAGCAAUUUUUCGACACAUGUUGCUUUUCAUUUUCAUACGAUAAAUUAUUUCAUUACAGCGAAACAGUACAAAGACCACUGCGAUCGAAUUUAUUACACAGUCAAAUGCACUUACAACACGGACCCAUCCAAAUUCACAUUCGCAUAAAUUUGUAGCGAAAUCAUUGAUGCAACAAUAAUGAAUAUAACUUCUACAAACUAACGCCAGAAGCCAGAAAAUUCCUCUAAUCUUUAGUUCUUCUAUUUAUGUGGAUAAUUCGAUAAUUGUUUGAACUUUGUGUUGUUCGAACAAAUGAAUAGCAUUACACCAGACACCAUUAAUAAAACAAAACAUUUUGCAAUUUCAGAUAAGACACAUAGAAUUACAUUUUGCUAGACAUUUUGAGUCAUCCAGGUGAAUGACAAUGUUGUGUGAUAGCAUUCACCGUGCACAUGUGCAAUUAUAGUUGUCUUUUUUGUCAUAUCAUUCAUCAAACGUCGGAAGCUCAACAAAUGAUUGAAACAAAUGAUGCCUGCAAAUGAGUCGCAGCUUUUUUUCUCUCUUUUUUCUAUCCAUUUGGUUGAAUGAAUAUGAUAAACUUGAAUAUCAUUUACUUGGAAUCAAAUGGCAGUACUGCGAAUGACAGGGACGAUAUUUAGAUUCUCAUUAUAGAUACUUUUUGCUCCAUUUUUAAGGGGCGACGUAGCACAUUUUCCACCGCGAAAUCUUCAAGGCCAAGUGAAACAACACCACAUGAUAGAAGCAGUUCAUCUUUAUACGUACUUCUCUUUGUAUUCAUCUAUUUAUAGCGUUGUUAUGACAUUGAAAUAAAAAAAACACAGAGUUCUCUUUGAUAGCGCCUUUUUCUUUAAUUACACCAUCUGUUCGUCUCGUAUGAAUGGAUUUCAUUUGCUUUAUUUUAUCAACUGAAACAUUCUGCUACUCCAUAGGUUUUUUUCUCGGUUCUUUUUAUUGCAAUAAAAAGAAAUCAUCACACACAAUACAAACUUUUCCAAAUUGAAGAAAAAAAAAUUUCUUGCAUAUGGAAUAAGAAAAAAAUAGUCUUAAUUCUCAA